Xyrichtys novacula (pearly razorfish) is the source of this 44301-nucleotide messenger RNA. Lineage: Eukaryota; Metazoa; Chordata; Actinopteri; Labriformes; Labridae. The record is from the annotation of a GenBank genome assembly.
GGGCAUUCAUUCAUCUGAUUUGAGCUCCUCGGAUUUAAACCAGCUCCCUGACGUAACAUUCGCGUUUAUUUAUUUAUUUAUUUCUUAAUUUCGCAACGACAUCGAAGCUACACUUUCCUCUGGCUGCUUCUAAUAUGACCGCCUCGGUGCCGUAACGUACAGUCACCAGGGGGCAUGCACAUAGUAAUAAUAAUAAUAAUGCAUUUCAGGAAAGUCUGCUACGAAGAGCCUCCAUCGUUUCCACCACGCUUUACGGUGUGAUGGAGAUGUGCGUUUAGGUUCAUGUGUCCGGCGGGUCUGCCCCUGGCUUUUUUUCCGGGGAAGAUCAUAUUGGAUCAUAUUGUUUGCAGGACGUUGUUCCUCCUGCAGCCCCCCCAGUCUAUCCCGACGUAGUUGUGAAUUGAACAUGGCGACUGUACCAGUAUAUUGCAUCUGCAGAUUACCUUACGACGUGACCCAGUUUAUGAUCGAGUGCGAUGCUUGCAAGGACUGGUUCCACGGCAGGUAAGGCCAGAUUGCUCUACGUUGUGUUUUUGUGGCGGUUUGCAUUUGUAGAAAACAAACAAAAAUGGCGAGGUCUCGGUGCGUUUGACAGCUUUGUGGCUCUCAGUCGCCCGUCUACAUCUGAGGAGAGGCCGCUUGGAGAAGAAGAAGAAGGCGGAGUUAAAUAUAGCUGACCGGGGUUGUGACAUUUUUUCGUAAAUAACACUAAAGAGACUAUUAUGGUAAAAAGUUACAGUCGUUAAUGGAGUUAUUUCGGCAUGGGCUUCGUCUAUUAAUUGCGCUCGAUGUGUCUCAAACAUCCCCGCAUAGCCCCAAACUGAACCAUUCCCGUUGUAAUGAGCGGGCGGCAGAGGCAGCGGGGGAAGCCGAGGCAGUCUCGCUGCUCAUUUCUCCUCCGUCCGCCCUCCUUUCUACCGCUUUCUAACCAGUAUUUCGCCCUUAUUGUGUACCGGUGUUGUCACAAUGUCAACAUUCUCCUAUUUUUCACCGACUGUUUCUACAGAGCACGGUUAAAAAUCACGACCGGAGUCUGAGCUCAGCCCCGUACAGCCUUCCUGCCAGGCAGCAGCUAUGGCUGACAAUAGCCCGUACUGGAUGCCCUUAAGCUUUAGUAGGGUAAUAGCACAUUUUCUUUUACAGUCAGUGUGUUUAUCUGACUCUGUUUUAUACCAGAGAUGAGAGCUGUGUAGUUUCGUUGUGUUUAAACGCAGACGUAUCGUCCACCAACGCUAAUCACUUUCUCCGCCGUACAUACGCUGUCCUGCUCUCAGCCAAACCCCUGUUAUCAUCAUGUUUUAUUUCCCUCCUGUUGUUGUAGUUGCAGCUACAGAUCUACCAUUGCACUCCGCUUUGUUUCGGCAUGUUUCAUGCUGCUCGGCUGCUCUCGGGGUGUCUAAUUGGUAAUAGAUGAUUUGUUAAUCGUGUUUCCUUUGGUGAACAAGCCCGUCAGAGCAAUGAAGAGUAUUUACGCGCCCGAACGUUAACCCUUUAAUGCUCCCCCUAGCUGCCCAGACUUUACAGCGUUAUUACAUUGUGUAGUGGUGAAUGAAGUGCUAAGGAUCAGACAUGACCUUCAGUUUAGCAUCAGCAUGAACCAGAUGAACUGAAAACAGCAAAAAGGACAGCAAAUGUCAGAUAUAUAACUGAAUUUCAUGCAGUUUCUUUACCUCUGUGUAACAUAACCAUCAUCAUCAGCCUGAGUACCAUGUCACACAUAAAGUAGGAAGUAGGAGAUUCAUGUUAAAAUAUUAAAAGGUAAAUAUAGUAGGAUUUAUGGAUUUUGCAUCCUUUCACUUCUCUUCUAAACUGUACUGGCUCAUACAUACACUACAUUUGUUUUUCAAAAUGGUUAAAGUAAUAAAACAAAUUACAUAUCUACAAACUGUAGGUCUGUAGACAAGACCGAUUUCAUGUUGAUUUUAAAUAGGCUUCAUGUACAGCGGAUGUCUUCUAUGCUGUCUGAAGUCAGGUGUGAUAAGCUCUACAACACCAGUCUAUUACACCAAUGGAAAGUUAACAUGUAAGGGAAUAUUGGGUAAUCUCAGGUAAUAUUUUGGGGAAUUUAUUUGCUGUAGAGUCUCACAAAAUAAUCUGGCACCAGUUUCUCUUAGCACCAGUCAAGACUAAUCGUAAGCUUGUAAAAUUGUGACAAUGCUCCAAAGGUGACACUGCAAGCCCACUUUUAACAAUAUUUGCCUCUCCUCCGCUUCUGACACUAAAGAAAUGGCAUCCAGUUCAAUUUGUAUUUCUCAUUAACUAAACUAUCUUUUUUGGCAGAAAAGCUAUAAUAAACCCACUAAACAGUUAGCAACUAAGCUAGCUGUUAUAUUUUUCAUGUUUGUGUUAAAACAUUGUCUGCAACAUUUUUACUAAUUUGACUUUAAAGUAAAUUGAAUACACAACAAAGACAAGAUAUUUAAUGUUCAAACUGAUAAACUUGAUUUUUUGUUUGUUUGUUUUUGCAAAUAUUCACUCAUUUUGAAUUUGAUGUCUGUAACAAAAAGUUGGUUCAGGGUUAACAAAAGACAGGAAACUGAGGACUGCUCCAAAAACACCUGCUUGGAUUAUUCCACGGGUGAACAGGUUCAUUGGAAACAGGUGAGGGUCAUGGUUUGAUAUAAAAGAGCAUCUCUGAAAGCUCGGUGCUUCACAAGCAAGGAUGGAGCCAGAUUCACCCCUUUGUCAACAACUGAGUGAGCUAAAUAGUUAAACAGUUUAAGAACAAUGUUUCUCGAUGUACAACUGCAAGAAUUUAGAGUUUGAUGGUUUACAGCCCAAAAUAUCAUCAAAAGAUUCAGAGAAUCUAGAGAAAUCUAUGCAGGUAAGCAACAAGGCCCAAAACCAACAAUGAAUAACUGUGACCUUUAACCCCUCAGGUGGCACUACUUUAAGAAAAAAAAAAAAAACCCUACUCUGUACAGGAUUUUACCACGUAAGCUCAGGAGGACUUCAAAAAACCAUUAACAGUGAACAUAGUUCAUCGCUACAUUAGACAAAGACAGAUAUUAAUAACAGCCAGAAACACCGCCAGCUUCUCUGGACCUGAGCUCAUCUAACACAGAUUGACCCAAAGUGGAAAAGUCUGCUUUGGUCUGACAAGUCCACAUUUCAGAUAGUUUUUGGAAAUCAUGGACAUGGUGUCCUCCGGACUAAAGAGGAAAAGGACCAUCCAGACUGUCCUCAGGUCAAAGGUCAAAGCCAGCAUCUGUGAUGGCCUGGGAUGUGUUAGUGCCCAUGGCUAACUGUCACAUCUGUGAAGGCUCCAUUAAUGCUGAAAGGUACAUGCAGGUUUUUCCCUUUUUCAGGGAUGUCCCUGCUGAUUUCAGAAAGACAACGCUGAGACGAAUUCUGCACGAGUUACAACAGCAAAGCAUCAGAGUCAAAGAGUCCGUGUACUAGACUGGCUUGCCUGCAGUUCAGAUCUGUCUCCCAGUAACCAUGCGUGGAUCAUUUUUAAGCAAAAAAUACCACCAUGGAGACCUCUGAUCAGCUGAAGUGGUCCAUCAAUCAAUCCUGUUAAAGAAUUCACCUCUAAAGCUUCAACAGUUCAUGUCCACAGUUCACAAAGGCUUACUGACUUUUGUUAAAGGAAAGGUGAAGUAACACAGCCGUAAACAUGACCCUCAAUCAGCUUUAAGGAACGAGUUUCAGACAUCAAAUUCAAAAUCAGUGAAUAUUUACAACAAAUAUUUACAACAAAACAAUCAAGAUUAUCAGUUUGAACAUUAAAUACCUUGUCUUUGGAUUUACAAAUCAUUGCCUAUUUAGUUUUAUUCACAUUUUACACAAAGCUCAAACUUCACUGGAAUUGAGGUUUGUGAAAUGUCACUCUACCUACACGUACCUAUUGCAAUGCUUAAUGCUGAUAACAGUGCUUUGUUAUGUAAAACAAAUCUUUAUAUGAACAAUAGAUCAUAAAGCUCAUAAAAAAGUGUAUUAUGUACAAGUUUGCUAAAUAGUAUACUCAAAUAUCAUUUAUCAGAUCAUAUCUAGUUCAACCAUACAUUUCUAGGAAAAGGUCAAAAAUAUGAGCAGAGACGAAAGGAAGAAAAAAGUUAAUCUCACCGCAUAGCAGCCUUAAGUGCUUGAUUGUGAUUGGCCUUUACAUUAUGACAGUUUAUAGUUACAGUCAAUUAUUUAUUGAUAGCAGAACAUAUUUAUGAAGAACACACCACUGAAAUGUGUUUCAAAUCACAGACUCUGACCUUAACCCUAUUCAUGCAUGAACAGAGGGAUGGUUAAGAUGAUUAGACAAAAACAGAAAAAAAGGGUGGGUCAAAAACUAGAGACUAUAACAGUGAAACCCACAAAAUUAAAGAUGGUUUCUAAGGUAAACACAGUAAUGUACAUGUGUUAAAUUGACUGAAGAAUCAAACAUUGUCACUCUUGAUGGUUUUGAUCAAGAAUAACUAAUUGAAGAUUUAUUGAUACUGCAUCUUCAUGACUGCAAGCCUAAAAUGACAGCCGUGUGUCGUGUCUUGGUUUAAGUGCUGACACCAGCAAUCAGCCGAGGCUGUAACCCUGAUUUACUGUAUAGUUCCUGCCAUGAUAUGUUAAUGCUCCACUGGCAGGAUGUAAACAAGUACAGGUGACAUUUUGCGGUGCAGCGUGGUUUUGCCAUAUUUUGACUGAGAAAAUGACGAUAAAGUUGUUGAUAGUGCCUAGACUGGCUACCACUCGACCAUCACAGGGAUAUGGAAAUUUCUAGCUCUGCCACAUUUGACGAACAUAGUAAAAAGCAAAUUUAUUUAAAUUUCAGUAUGAGCAUUUAUAUCAGAAAAACCUUCAUUAUUGCAAUAAAUAAGGAAACAAGAUCAGCUUUUUCCCUCUAUUCCCUCAUAUUGUACCUGGUAGAUGGAAGGCUAGCUUUCAUAACCAUACAUUUUUUUAAGCCCGUUGUGACGCAGCCAGAUGGCGCAGCUAACCUCAGACUAAUUGGUGAUAAUUUAGUGAUCUUGGAUAUAGGGGAAACGUGCUGCAAGCAUGGGUAAUGUUAAACAUGAGGGACAACAGAUUUAAUAUAGAAACUGAGCUAUUGAAGCACACAGGAGAAUGUGAAGUGAAUGGGUUGUCUCAAGGACCUGUUAUCCCUGAGGAACAACUUAAUUCCAGAUCAUAUGUCAAGACCAAAACUUCAACCAAAAACUGGAGCUCUAAAAGUGGCUGCAUGAGGCUAGCUCCAAAUGCAAGUCAGUCCCAAAAAAAUGCAAACUAAAUGUGUUUAAAUGUGUUCAAACUUAAUAAGGGCUAAAAGCUGAUCGUUAUGUGGGGUGUGGUUGUGUUCUGGUGACACCAGCUGUCUCCUCAGACAGCGAACCUACAGUCUGGGCUGUGUUUGUGUAUUUGGUGCCUUUAGGGAUCUAUUUAUGCAAAUAUCAAACAAAUAUUAUGACUCCCCGUGCAGUUUAUUGUACUGACAGACCAUUCAAGAAGUCUGCACUCUAGUUUUCUCCAAUGAUGAAAGUCUAGUAAUAUGAUAGUCACAUUGAUGUGUAACAAAUCUCACUUGUUAGCUUUUACAGUGUUUGUCUUAUUUUGGUUUGUAUGUGGCAGAAGGGGCAUUACAGUCAGGGGACUAUCAUUGGAGAAGUCAGGCUGACGUAUAGAUUGUUUUUUUUCAGGAAUCUGGUUGGCGCUCAUUUUGCAGAUGAAGUCCUCUAUGGGCCACGCUUUCUCUUACCUGCUUUAGUCCAAUGAAACAACCUCAACUGAACCCCACAACAGAAUCCCACUCUGUAGGGAAUACGUUUACUAGCUCAUUAGCUAGCUUAGUAAUUAGCCACAGGCACACACAAUGUAACUUUGAUGACUUGGUUGGUGUUGACCAGCUCUCACGCUUCACCCUCUCAUCUAAAUAUCCCCUUUCUUGUGCCUUCAAACAGAGAUUAUGGUGACCAAAAGGCCAAACUUAGGGCUCACAAAUAGCAGUUUAUGAAACAGUGAGGGAAUAUGUGUCAGAUACUAAAUGUGCUUAAAGGUGUGUAUCCCUUUGUUUGUAUUGGGGUUCAUCUGCUUCUAACAGUGAGACAAAGACUGGUAAAGUAAACAGUCUUAGUGCCAAGCUUGGUUAAAAUAUAGGUCAGUCAUAACUAUCACACAUCCUGCUGAAAAUCCUGUUUCUCAGAGAGUUUUUUUCUUAGCAUGUUGGACUGUCGAUGUUUGUAACAUUAAAUCCAACUACAAAGUACAAUAGUGACAUGUUGUAGGUCAACCAUGUCUUCAUAUAGGGACCAUUAAUGGCCUAAUGCCUUAAAUGCCGAAAAAUAACCACUGCUGUUUGGACAGCAAGAGCAUAAAUCUCAUAAAGCUUGAGAGUCACUGCUGUUCUCUGCUGUCUUUUUUCUCAAUACCAUCAUGUUAACAUGAGAUUUUGGUUCUUGUGAGUCGGGCCUUGUUUGUUUUGGCAUGUUUUCUGUGUGUUUUUACUCUGAGAGAGAAGACACUGUCAUGAAGUCAGUCAGCUACUUCAGCAUAAGUAUGCUUCAGGUUACUGUUUAAAUGAGACCCAAUAUUAUGAUUUAAGUAAACUAUAAUUCAGAAAUGAGCUCCAUCACAAGACACCUGCAGAUUAAAAAUGCAAAAAAUCAGAUAUUUACUGCGACCGUUACCUAUGGCCUCUUCUUGACCGACAGUCAGUGGUGUUAUUUCUGAACAGAAAUUAAAAGUGCACGAUCUAAGCGAGUCUGUUGAUUCAGCACAGUUUGUGUUGUGUCCAGCGGAGUGAAGGAGAAACAGCAUGGCAGGCUGUUAACCUCACAAACCAAACCAGGCUGAAGAAUCGUUGUAAGAGCCGCUGUUAGACCAGUGUGUUGGGCUGAUGAUGCUCUCCUCAUAAAAGUUGUAACAGACAGUUAAAGCAGCGUCUGCCUAUGUUACUGUCCACUCUAAUGUAUCCUAAGCUGACUGCAGCCUUGCAGGAGUUUUGUAUUGUGUCAAGAAUUGAAAAAAAAAAGAUUAGUUUCAUUGAAAAACAUAAAUCCAGCAAGGUUUGUGCUUAACUCAUAGAAAACUAAACUCAUGUAGUCCUGUUAUGUGUGAAGGUAAACUAUCUAAGACGAAUUAGGGUGUAUUUGCAGUAGCUGCUCUCACAGUUUAACAGUCCAGGUUGUUUGAUUGUAACAGGACAGUAGCAAAGUUUUUAUCAUCACAAGACACUUAGUAGACAUGUUCAGGCAAUGUUGACAGUAAUAUUUGUUCACAGGGGAUGCCAGUAAUAGUUGAACGGCAAGUUUCUCACUGGAGCUUUAAGUGUUUGUCUUUUUUUUUUUUCAGAGUGAUAACCCAUUUCAGGGGCAAAAAGCAGGUCUAACCACUGACUGAAAGCUUUGUCUUUCUUACCUCUAUGGGAACCUGCCCUACAGCAAUACACUGUCAAGCUUGCCCUGCUGGCUAGCUUGUGUCAUAAACCUAGUUACUUCAGGUGUGCUGUCCAUUGAUGAAUUAAUUACAGAAUUCGAGUUGUUAAUUGAAAUUAAUGACAUUUUAACCACAUACAUUCCUCUGCAUUUUGAAAUAGUUUAUUAGUAACAAUGUAAAUGUGUUCUAACCAGUGUAUUUAACAAAUGCAGUGAAAUCAACUUAAUGACCAGAGCGGCCUGAAGCCAUAACCCAGAAGGAGGAGACAGCUUUAACAAGUGUAUUCUGUCAAAUUUAGUAGCACAGUAAGACAAAUUCAGGACUGCAUGUGCAAAAUGUCAAAUGUACAGUGAUUUUGACAUCACCUUGAUUAAUUCAUGGUAUCUAGUGAUGCUUAGUUAGAGCAGAGUUUCCCUUUGGUUGCUCACUCUGUUUCCUACAGGUCUGAAAAGAUUCCGGUCUGAAGGAAUUUUCUCUGCCUCGAGUUCUCGUUUGUGAGCUCAAAUCGUCACUGUUUCGCACAAAUUAUUUUCAAGGUGACACAACACGUCACCAUGGAAGAAGGAGGAGUAAGCACGGUUUUGGUGAAAAAACUGAAUGAUAAGAGGGGCUUUUCUUCUGCAGAGCUCCAGUAGCUCAUUAGCAAUUCGCCUCUGAGUCGUGGGCGGAGAUAGCGCUCCUCUGCACACUCCUCUUAAUGCUACUGCAGCCUUACAUUGCCGGUGUGGUAGCAGUAGCAUGCAACAUAGGAGCUAUUCAGCUCUCAGACACUAAUGUCUUCAGGGACAUAAUGAAAGCUAACAUCAUAAUUAGCCGUCUUACGAGCAUUGCAAUCUGCUAACGGACACGCUUGUUCCAUGACUGUUUCGUGAUAACUGCAUUUUAACUACAAAAAAAAUGUGUUUUAUCUGAUUACUUGAUUAGUCGAUGGAAUAAUUGGCAGAAUACUUGAUUACCAAAGUAUUCGAUAGCUGCAGCCCUAGUCAUGACCAGUCUUGCCACCUGUUUAGUAAGUGCUGUAGUUAACCUGGAAGAUUUAAUUCAGCAACAGUUCACACUCUCUGAAAAAGCGCUCCCUCAGGCUGUGAUGCGGUCGUCCCCUGACACUAGCUGCACAUGUAUGCUUCGCUCGUAGGUGCCAGCUCAGACUGAAAGAACUUUGAUGAUCACUUGAUUCAGUUUGACAUAUUUUGACUCAUCUACUGAGCCCUCUGGGACUUUGGUAAAUUAAAUGUGCCAAUUAGAAGUAUUGAGGUUUAAUUUUCCUAUCACAGCAGCAGCAGCAGGAGGCAAGGAGAGGAGAUGCUGUGAUCCCUUUAGGGUGCACUAAGAGGAACAAUAUGUUGACAGGCAAGGGAAACUAAUGUGCUUUCGUUGAACUGAAUACAAUUUCUAGAUUCUGUAUACCGGCAGUACUGGACAGGUAUUAACCAAAAAACCCAUUCAGCUAAUCCACAUGAAGUCUAACUGAAGCAAUAGAGACUGUAGUGAAAGAGAAGCAAUGAUAAACACCAAGGAGCAAGAAAAAAAAAUCACCAAUACAUUUAAAUGACUGCUUUAUUAAACAGUAAUUCAUGAUAGGAAAGGAAAGCUUUUCAGCAGACUUAUCUGAGUCAUAUGAAGUAACUGGACUUAGUCUUUCUGGAUAAUUCUCAAAUGAACAGAGGGAGGCUAGCUGCUUUCACACAUGUUAAACAGAAACAGUGCGAGAUGCCAUUGAAGUAAUGAAGUUUGAUAUAACUUUUUAGGUGUUUUUUCCAAUCAGGAUGAGUGUUGCAAUGUCAUUUAGCAGAUGCUUUUAUCCAAAGCGACGUACAUAUGAGAACAAGAACAACACAAGCAAAGAUCUAGAUGAGCGGAAACAAGAUCCCAAGAUAGAAAAUCUGCCCCCCCAACACGUAAAGCCUGUUUAUUCAGUCAGAGGGGCAAAAAAACUGGCUGCCCCAUUAAGCAACACUGGAAACACAGAAGUUCUUCCUUAGACCACCACUAGUAACAGAGUUGAUGAAGACCAGCAUCAAUGGGAAAUGUUGACAUUGUGUUUGUUUCUGGAGGAAUACUGUGAUGUGAGUAUGACCAUACUGGUCAUUUUUACUUUAUAUCUGAAUAAGUAGACCAAAGGCUGUUUCCUCAACCUGCAGACCUGUUACUUCAGACCUGUUCUCUUAAAGGCACUAACAUAGUCUAGUUAGCAACUGUGCAGACACAAGAAGCAGAGAGUCCAGCCAGGGCUGGUCUACCAGUUUUUACCCUUUUUGUUAAAGCCAAGCCAAGUUCAUCAUGAAGGAGGCCUUGGCAACUGUGCUCAUAUAAAAUCCACUCAUCCGUGUUUCUGGCUAAGUGUGACAUGUUGGAAAUAUGUAAUACUGGACAUAGGUCCCAGUCCAAGCGCCACCCUUUAGACUUUAACAGCAUUUUAGUCAGACUUAUAACAGUGAAAUGUGGUCAGCAGAGCUGUGACUCAUGAGGGCAUGCCCGACUCAUGCAUGCCUAACAGACAGACCCUCCCUGGGCUUGGUGGGUGUGAGAAGAAGUGAGAGAAGGAGAAAAGCGAUCUCUAAAACAAAAUCUUUUCUUUCUCAGGCACUACCCAGAAGCACGUCAAGGAAGAGAUUAAAAGUAAAAGCAUGAUUUCACCAAAUUGGAAAGAUAAAAACAUCAAUCAAGAUCCAAAAGAUUGAAAACUCUCAGAUUCUAUAAAAAAAACAUCUUAAACCAAAGUGAUCAGAUAAGGGAGGAAAGACUGUAUCUGAGUCUAGCAGUCAGUAGACUCACCGCUCUGUUUCAGGAUGGUAACGAUGUAUCAUGCACCAUGGAGAGAUCCCAAACCAUAGGCUUCCCUUUGGGUCCAUGAAUCGCACAGGUGGUGGUGGUGGUGGGGUUGUUGUGUAUAGAGCUCUUUACUAUUUGGCGAUAUGUCUUUCCAGAUGAAGUGCACGUUUAUACAGUGGAACCUAAGACCUUUUCUCCCAAGAUACUAGCAAUUUUAUGUCAUUUUGUUUUGUUUACUGCAAUCUGGGACUCACCUCAGAGAACCAUCACAGUGAUAGAUAGACCCUGGAGAUCUGAGAUAGAUCACACACAAAGUACAUAUGAGGAAACAUGGCACAGAUACUGGACUCAAAACUUUUAGAUACAAUCCCUCAGCGCUCUCUUUAUCUUCUCUUUUUUCAGGACUGAAUUCACGGUAGUAGUUAGCUCUCUUUUAGAUGACGGUGAAGGGCUAUGAAAGGUAGUAAUUGGAGGGGAAUGUUAACCAAUCUGUUAUUAGCAUUUACCACUGCACCUCUGAGCAGGCAUGACUUAUCAACAAUACAAUGUCAUUGUAUUGGUUUCAUACAGAAAUUUGAAAAAGGACAUACAUCAACAAUUUCUUUCUCCCACAUAAAUGCCCCCAAAGCCUAUUAUUUUAAGAUGCCAGACUGUAGAAGAGACAGAGAAAAAACUACAGCCUUUGAUAAAAAAAACAAAACUGCUCAGGUUGGGUCAUGGAUACAUUAAAACGAGUGUCUCAGUGAUUUUAGGUCUGAAUAUGUUUUAUGAGGAGCAUAGACACUUAAAAUGAGGUGAGCUGGUUGUCUGCUCUUAACCUUUCACACUCUUUCUACCUUUUGAGCCCGUUUUGAUCAAAAAGACAAAAAUGAUAUGAGUAAUAAUGCCAUAAUUAGCAUUCCAAGAGGUUGUGUUUCAUUUAUUUAUUCAUAAUUUAUUCUAUUUUAUCUUUUUUAUUUAUUUUUUGUCAGACAACUUCAGGUUUGAUUAUGGAUGUUUAGCAUUCAAUAGCAGGUCUACUGCAUGUCCUGUUUAUGAUCUCUUUAUUUGUUGGUUAAUAAGUGCUGUUUUUUGUCGAGUAUUUCUUUGAGGGGUCUUUGUGACUUUGUCGUUCACCCCGACAUCCCACCACCUCUCUCAGCAUCUUCAUCCUGAUGAAGAAGCAGAUGUGGUUGGGGUAAACCACAUAUACAGUCUCAUUCACUGUUGUAUUGACUGUUAAACUUUGAUAACUCUGUUGGCUGUUUGCUGAUACCUCGCUCCUCUCACUUCUGGUUUCUGAAACCAGCAUGGCCCUGGCUCGGUGCCAGACUCCAGGCGUCAUUCAGGCAGUUGAGAAGCCAUGAAUGAUGUUACUACAUUUGUCACUGUGACAGACCGUGGUUUUGAUUUAAGUGUCUGUGACAUCUUUUCAGACAGCUGAUCACACACAGUGGAGCUACAGGACAUUUUUUUUGCCUGUGCCCACGGCAUUUUAGAUGAAUAUGUGAGAAAUUACAAAACAACUGCUCUGCCAACGAUCAAAAAGGAAAUACUUUUUUAAUAGUCGAUGACUUUUCCCCCUAACGGUCCACUUUUAAUCAAACAAUAACACAUGUCAGUUGAGAUGUUUAGGGUGAUGGUCCCAUCAUUUUGGAGAUCAGGUCCAUGCAGCACUAACUGAAACAGUAAGGUACCGUAAAAAACAGCUGUCUUCAUAGUAUUGAUCUUUUCCUCUUACUCGUACCAACAUCACUAUGUGUGUGAUUUUUAUGUGUGACAAAUCAUUUUAUUAACAUAUAUCUGACUCUCUGUUAAGAGUGUUUAGUGUUACCGUAGCAACAGCCUGACAGUAACUCAUGCUGCAUUCCAGUUACCUCGAAAGUCAGAGCUGGGAUUGACGUUACACCAGAGUUGGCGGCGUUUCAGUAAACAAGUUGGAAAACCAAGAUGGACACCGACUGUUAGCCGUUGUUAGAUGUUUUUAACAAUUGUCAGCUGUUGUUAGCUGUUGUUAGCGGUUGUCAGUUGUUGUUAGCUGUUGUUAGCGGUUGUUAGCUGUUGUCAGUUGUUGUUAGCGGUUGUCAGUUGUUGUUAGCUGUUGUUAGUUGUUGUUAGCUGUUGUCAGUUGUUGUUAGCGGUUGUCAGUUGUUGUUAGCUAUACCAGUUGUAAACAACGCAUAACACAGUGUUUUACUCUUACAAGCACCAUAGCACCGUGUUCACAGUUAGACGUUGGGCAGUACAACAUUAACCACUUAUUUAAUUUCACAAAAGCAAAACAUAAGUGAUAAUAAAUAAUACAUUACAAGAGCUUUUACUGUUACUCUUUACUGUUGAUGCACUGUGCUGCCAUCUUGGAUUAUUACGUUGUGGUCAAGUUGUGGUUGGUGAGGAUCGUCCGACUUUCCGAGUCGGAAAUCAGACUUCAGGACGUUCCAGAUGAAUUUCCGACUCAGAAAUCCUGACUUCCGAGUACAACUGGAACUCAGCAUUAGUGAGUUUAAAUAAAACUAAAUAAAUAUGAAUAAAUGUCAGCAUUUUACUUCAUCCAGUUUACUAAGAAAUCACUUUAAAUGAUUGGCCUUUAGAUGUCUUUUUUUUUUUUGCUGUAUUUGUCUCAACCGUUGUUUUUCUCACUUUGUAACCUUCUUAUCCUCAAGCAUGCUGGGACCAAGGGUUGAUCAAAUGAACAUAGCAGUGAGAGCUUUAGCCUCUAUGUGGGGUUCCUUCUCUACCAACUGAGCUCAACUGAGCCUCCAGUAUUUUAAUUUUCUAUUACAUUUUAAUAGGACACCAUUGGUCACACUUUAAAAACAAUUAGAGCGACAUCAAUUUGUUGGUAUUAUCCUCUGAAAUGGACUCAGCGUGACCACUUCUCUCCGGUGUUGCUCAGCCUCAUACCCAGACCUCGUCUAUCUGCUCAGAGAGAAGAGUCCUCCUUGACAGACACAACUGUUUAGUGUGCUUAAUUAUAGCCUGUGGUCGGCCACUAAGAAAGUGUAUAACUGCUACAGUACUAAUGACUUAAAUAGCAGGCGAGAGUGGAUAAAGCACUGUACCAGAUACAGAAUCUAAAGUGAGGACAUUAGUUAGUAAAACUUUUAGUUUGUUAAAGUUAUAUUGUGAAUCCUCUUCUUUACCAGUGACGUAAUAGACAGACACCUGCUGUGCAGAAACCUUUUUGACUGGUUUUCUAAAGCACCUGUAUCUUAACUCGGUAACUCUGCAGCAGAGCAUCAUCCUGUUAAACCUCUGUUCUCUCUUCUCCUGUCACUGUGAUCACCUGUAAUCUGUGCAACAGCAGCUGCUCCCUUUAAGCGCAUGCCAGGCUGCCAACAGUGUGGUUUAGCCAGAGCGUGAUUGAUUCAGUCCACCGUAGGUAAGGAAACAGAUAAUCAGCCUGUUGACGAUCACUUAAGGCCAUCAGAGCCACAGACAUGCAGGUUCUUUAGUAACAUGCCUUUGUGAGAUGUCAGACAAUAAUUAACAGUAACUAACUAUAGUCAGAUCUCAUCACCCUGUGCAUUCAAAUAUAAUGUACCUAAACAGAGAGGGAGCCAUGCUGGACUAAACUCUCUGAAGGUAAUAUGAGGAAAUCAAUCACUUCUUCUUUCUGACUUUAAUUCAACUGGAUCAAAGAAAAUGUAACGUUCCCAGAUGAUUCAGCUCAGUGUCAAAUCUAACUUUUAAGGUCCUUACACACCCGCGCCGACGCGAAUAUAGAACGCAAAAUUACGAAAUAUUCAGAGGAGAAUUUGACGCCCCUGACUAUACAUAUCAAGCCCGAUGCAAUUUUGCGACUUUCCGGGGGGGAAAAAGAUGCGUCCCAGGUGGAAGCGAGAAGACUGACACAACAGCAGACUGACUGUUUUUCAGUUCUGAUUAGACACUAGUGUUGAGAUGGCUGUCAGUCAUGAUAGCAUGUACUGAGUCGGGGCCAGUACCAGAUAAGAACAUUAAACUAUAAUCCAUAAACGGAAGGUAACAACUGAGACCUAAUGGUGCUGUGACAGCAACGCGCUUGAGUUUGAGACAGUGAAAAUACAUAUGGUAUGUUGUAUCUGAACAGGUUAGCUUACAAGCUAAAGUUACUUAGCACAGAUGAAAGUUAAAACAAAAACAUUUAGCAAACUUAAAGCACACAAACCAUUGUCAUAUGAGAAAUCCGACGCUAUGACUCUCCACAAGUUGUCCUCUAGGUCGUUAUCUUUGUAAUAUUUGUGUUUUUUAUCAAAAAGCACUCUGUUCUCCAACACGUAAACAAUCAGCCAGUCGGCCAUGUUGGAUAUACCGGUGAAUCAGACAUCGCAACAACACGCAAUCUGAUUGGUCAGAAGUGGACACACAGUAGGACCGGAAAACGUCGCUGAUUGACGUCCAAAAUAAUCGCACGACAAAAACGCUCCUGGUGUGAAAGGACCUUUAAUCUUUUGAUCUGAACUUUGUGUACAACAUUGAUUCAACAUGUUAAGUGAAAUAAAAUUGUCAAAAGUUGGUUAGCUAAUGUGGAUAGAUGCUGCUGAAGUUUGCUGGCAUAUGAUGGCCUGAUCAAGAUCGUUGUCGACAUCUCCUGUAUCGUUCUUCUGGUUAACAAGCUCAAACUGUGCGGUAAAAGAUUAAACAGUAUGGUGGGAAUACAGACCCAUUUUUAUUUGAAUGAAAGGGGGUCAGCGAGGCAACGCACAAUUUGUCAGUCAGUGCAGAUUAUAAAUGAUAAAAAGAGAAAGAAUAACUUGUAAACAUACUAAAUGUGUCAUGUAUAGUGUGAAGAGGCUGAGGUUGUUUCGAUCAGGAGAGAGAAGUUUCAGAAUAAAAGGCUUUUAUUACACCAAUUAUCAGAAUAACCUUACUCAGCAGAAAGUCUUGGUCGAUUGGACUCUAUGGGGAGAUUUUUUAAGAGGUGGGAUGAUUGAUCCGAGCAGUAGCAGGAAAAUCCCCCAUGGAGUCCUUACACCGAUGGCUUGCUGGGACCAGAUGGAGACGAUACAUGAUGUACGCAUAUCGCAUUCAGUUAAAAGCUUACUUUCCCAAUCCCUGGACAGAGGCCAAUGUUGGUGCACACAAGAUAAAAAUGAGUGUUUUUAAUGAAUCCUGGCUGUCCUGAGAGAGAAAGACACUGUUAACCCUGAAGCAGCUCUAUGUUGUUGCAAACUGAUGUUAAAGUGUGAAAGAUGUGGUAAAAUACUUCAUGCCUGGCUUUAAACAUAAGACUGACAGUAUUGUUAUUAAAUUGUUGAAAUCACGAUGUUUCAGACAUGAAGUGUUUUAUUUGCAGUAUGUGUGGCAGAGUUAUUUAACAUGUUUUUGUUGAAACUGUAGAUUAGGGCUGAACCGUUUUGGCCAAAAAUAAAAUCCAGAUUUUUUUCCCUGAAAAGUCAAUUUUCAAUUUUCGAUUGCGAUUUUUUUACCCAGUGACAACUUCACCAAACUUCACUUUAAAAAUAGUAAGUUUUUCUAUCAUCUCUCAAAACAAAACCACUGAAAACGAUAUAGCGCCUAUGCCAAGCCAGUAAGCGGCGCCCUAACGUUGCUGAGAAAAUGCACAAAAGACAGAAGAGUACAGAGCAUAUAAAGGUUAUUUUGGCCGGACAGGCGCAGGCAACAUAGAGGAGUUACGCUGUGUGUCACAUAAUCGUUUCGAUAGAUGCAGAUAGGCAUCCACGCAGAGAUGAAAUGGUGGUCGUUUAUGAAUUUAUACACUCUCUGACCCAUUUUAAAAUAGUAUAGUUUACAGUCACUUGAAAACGCUGUUUCCGUGUGGAUGGAAUGCCAAUGCAACAAAAAGCUUUUGCGUUUACUCCUGAAUUAGUUUCUGUGUGGACACGUUGAUAGCACCUUCAGACAGACUUUUUAGCAGGGAGUGGCUUUCUCUUCACACGAAACUGCAAAGCCACACCAAUCCCACAUGACUGACUUGCUCUUGCGACCCUUUAGCCACAAAAUUAUCGCCUUCUUUUGCAAACGCCAUGUUUGUUUACACUGGUGUGUGGGGGAACUGGGGAGCGCUCCUGCUGGAAGGGGGAGCCUAUGGUGGCCUAGAGGUGUGAGACAUGAUAGAGAGGAAAAUCAAUUUGACGAUUUUAAUUUUUAAAAAUGUUUUAAGAUCGUCUUAAAAAGUAAUCCAAUGACGAUUUAAAAUUGAUUAAUUGUGCAGCCCUACUGUAGACAUUUAGACCUGAUCCUACAACGGUACAAACUAUGAGAUAAUGGAGAAGUUGUGAGACAGUUUUCUAACCUUUCACACAAAGAAGCUGCAGGUUUUUUAGUGAGGUGAAAAAAAGAGAGGCUAUAACUUUUCACAGUUUAAGAUUGACAUAAAAUUUUCUUACAUAAUGCAUGUUUGGACUGGAGAUUCAGAGUUUAUUAAGAUGACAAACUACAUUAUCUCUUACAUUUAUGGACUCCCUGCUAAAAAUGUAUGACGCAGUAACAUGACUAUCCUUCCGUUUGUGGUACAAGCAUUAUGUCUGUGAAUCUACGGCUGUAAUCUAUUUAAUCUAUGUAUUUAAAACCUAUAAAAAUAGCUCUAGUUUACUCCAAAGAUAGUAAAAAAAUGCCUCAACCAAGAACAUAUACUUUGAGAUGGAAUAGUAGAACAUCAUUAGAUCCUGUCUCCUCAGAAAACAGCUGUGAAAGCUCCGACUACUGAGUAAAAUAAAAAAUCAUUACCUUCUUUGUCCUGUUUUAAAAGCUGUCACUGAAACUGACAGAAAUUGAAAACUAGCUGCACAUUUCUUGUGGAGUAGAAACUUUAUUAGCUUCUCUCCGAGUCAUGGAGUUAUGGAUGUCAUGAACAGGCAUUUCCACUAUUUCCAAAGUCCCACCCACUCGUGUGUUUAUUUGCCUUCAGUGAAAGCGAGGAGGCGGUGGAGUGAAGCUGCGGAGUUCACAGAGGGAAUAAAAGAAACAUUCUGGGAAACUCCCAGUUCAUUUGAGUUUGGGAGCAGCGGCUCCAAAUGGGAGGAAUUUGCUUGUGCAGAGAGCGUGACAGCUGUUGUUUGAAACAGCAGGAAGAGAAGACCAUUCAGUGUUUGUGUCUUUAUCUGCUGUCCACAAGGCUGCAGUCAUUUUCUGCUUCACUGCCGAAGCAUUUCUGUCUCACUACAACUUCAUCACUCGGAGCAAACAGCCAGAGAUGUCACAGGGGUCAUGAGUUAAUGCUUUCCUUUGGAUUCGAGGUCAUAUUUGAAUCACUGAAAGGUUUAUGAGAAAUAGAUGGUAGUGUGAUACAAAUUAAUUAUAAUGUCAUUGCAAAGUGUUCAUUGAGAGACUAAAACUAACUCAGCAGCCACGCUGUGAGUCAAAGCGCCAGGGAUUGGAGGUGAAUUCAAAACCACUUUUUGGUCACCUCAUUACAACCCAAAAAAAUCCAUUUAUAAUUUUUGUAUAAAAUAGAAGUUAUUUUUUCAACUUUAAAAAUUAGCUGGUUUCCAGCCUCUUAACCCUCCUCCUGUGUUAGGAUCUGUACCGAACCGUUUUUGUUUUUAAAUGCUCAAAAGAACCACUUAAAUAAGUUUUUUUGCAUCAAGACUUUUUGACUUUGUCAGGAACCUCUAUUUCAACAAAAUAAAAAAAAUUAAAUUGACUUAAUUAUAAAAUGCUCUUGAUUAUAAAAUGCUCUUAUUAAAAUUAUGGCACUUGUCGCUGUUGAUCCAUCAGAUCAAUAUCUAAUAAUUAAAGCAAAAACUGAAAUCGUAAGUGUACUGUCAGGCACCACGCUGACAGUCAGAUCUCUUCCAAUUAUGGGAGAUUGAGGAAAUUCUUAUUUUUCCAUGUUUUUCCCUGCACAAAAAACAACAUCGGGCAUGUCCAGACAUGUGAGAUCAAUUCAGUAGAUGUCUGUGUGAGGGGUAUACUGACAAAGAAGGGCCCAGAGACCCACAACAAUAACUAUUAGAGGAAUAUUUUCAUAGAUAAUGAAGCCUAACAAGGAAACCUAGAGAUGAGAACCAAAUUGGAUAAUAUAGAAUUGUUUUUAGUGUAAUUUACAGCAGAUUUAAGACAUCAGUCAAAAUCGACCCUUAACAUGGUGGGUGCGUAGUAAAAGCUAACACAGGAGGAAGGUUAAGCCAGAUGUUUCAUCUGAAUUUUGUAGCUGUGUUCAUUUAUUCAUGUCACCUAGCCAUUCACUGUAUUAUCCACUGUAUUUGUAUUAUUGCAUUUGUAGUAUUCAGUAUAUUUUAUCCUACUCUAAAGCCUGACCAGGGACAAAGAAUGCAAAUUAGAUGAAGCUAGACGUCUUCCAUGCAUCGCAUUUUCCAUUUUACAUGGCAAUGUUGCAUUUAUUGUCCCUGUUAAAUAAACAUUGAAUAAAAUAAAUAAAUAAAAUAAAACAAAAUGUUACAGCUGAUUAGAGCCAAAGAGCAGAAUGACCAUGACUUAAUUACUCACAAAGCCAUUGAUACACAUACAUUCAUUCACUAUUUAUUACUUCUUCUGCCAUUUAAAGUUGAAGAGAAUACUUUUUGACGAGUGCAAAGUAAAAAAGUUUCUGAGUGCACCCCUUUUGGAAAAUACUCGAGAGUUGUUAAAUACGUAAUGUCAUUUUUUUGUCUUGAUUAAGGCUGAUUAAUGUUCAUACUGCAGAAAAUCAUAAUAAACAAGAAGCUCGUGGACCUUAACCUUCUUUUUAAAAUGGCUCCUCUCAAGUUUCAUUUCUAAUCAGAAAUCUUUUUGUUGCUGUCGUUUCAGCUGUGUCGAGGUGGAUGAGGAUGAUGCUCCUGAUAUCGACAUAUAUCACUGUCCAAACUGUGAGAAGACUCACGGCAAAUCCACCUGUAAGUACCUCCUCAAACCCUCAGCUGACUCAGAAGCAGUUAAACAGCUGCCUCCGUUACAUGACUGUUUCACUUUGCUAACCUCAACUUUCACUGUAACUAUCCAUCAAUAAUGUGAAAGUCGAUGUUUGAAAAAGUACAAGAGGAUUUUCUUUUGUCUUUCUCUGAAAUUAAAUCGUUGGCUUUGGCGAUGUCUUGCUGCUUUGAAAGGCAUCGCUGCUUGUGAUGAGUGUUUCAUGCUGUGCUUUAUUUUCCUCAGUGAAAAAGAAAAAGAAUUGGAGCAAACACGACACGGGGCAAAGCACAGAUAUCAAAGCUGUUCAGAAUGGCAGUCAGGUUUUCAUCAAGGAGCUGCGCAGUCGAACAUUUCCAAGGUGAGGACUUUUUUAUGUUUGUCUGAUAAUCGACCUGUACACCCACGAACACGAGGAAUAGGUCCUAUCUGAUGAAACGAAGGGACCAUGAGACAUAACAGCCGGCAGUUUUUACCUCGUGGUUCAACACUACACUCUUACAUGCGGUCUGGCUGUCAAUACACUACACUUUAUCCACUGUCCCAAUAGGGGGCGCUGUCUUAUAAUUUAUCAGGGUCUUCCCCUCACUUAGAUGAACAUAAUCACACAUCAUUGUGAACCCCCUGUGUAAUUUUACGCCAUUGGUUUCAGUGCUGAUGAUGUCGUGGUGAAGCUCAGUGGCGGUCAGCUGACCAUGGAUUACCUGGAGGAGAACGGCUUCAAUGAGCCAGUCCUGGUUCAGAAGAAAGAUGGCCUUGGCAUGUCCAUGCCCGCCCCCACCUUCUACAUCAGUGAUGUGGAGAACUAUGUUGGUAAGAGACUCACUCUAACGCUUUCGAUACUGUGGAUACAAGUACAACCCCUGCUGUUAUUAUUACCACUCAACCACAACUGCUGCUAUUUACAGCCUGUAAGGAAAUAGAGUUUUACUUCUGCUUGCUACACUGCUCUAUGUACUGACGACCAAGUGUAAUACUCCGUUAACAAAAGCGAUCACUAUGAUUGACCCUGAUCGUUUACAAGAGAUUCUGUUAGUGGUGCUGUAACUAUCAUUCCUGCUGAUAUUACUAAUAAAGUACAUCUAUUGAAUUUCCCUUUAGGGAUGAAUAAACUUCUUAUCUUAUCUAUUGUUAAUAGAACUACAAAAAUAGUAUUUUGUUUAUCUACUGCAGUAAUUACUAAUGAAGCUGCUGGUUACUAAUGAAAGUGCUACUCAUGAUGCCACCAUGACUCCAGCUCCUAUUAUUAUGACCGCCAUGAUUACUCUGCUAUUAUCCUCACACCUCAUGCCACGAGACACUUGUGUACUGAGCCUUUAAUUCCUGCACUUUACUCUUUAUGGUGUUAAAAUGUGCACACUCUGCUCAAAAAACAUGAUGUUUGGUUUGUUUCGCCGCACUACCUCUUUUUAGAAAAAGAUCUGUUGAUAAAUACAUGUUUCAUUUUGAAUUUAUGACUCAGCUGCUGCACUGACUUUUUAUGUUUUGUAAUUCACCAAAUAGCAAGGCAUGUGUAAACUUCUGUUUCUACUCUGACCAGAAUCCUUGCUGUCAAAUCCACUGCCAAUGUGGUUUCUAUCGAACUUGUUGCACAGCUUAUUUACUGCUGUACUAUUUUUAUUGAUUCAAAGAUCACACACAUUACAGAUGUACUCAAAGUAUCAGGUGCUCUAAUAAAAACAACCCCGUGUUAAAAGAAGAACUAAAACCAUUUUACUGUACUACUCUGUGGAUAAAUACAGCUGUAAAUAACAUCUACCAUUACUCUGAUUAUACAAAAAUAUUAACCUCAGACCAUUUCUGGACUGCCCUCAAAAAAGCAUGAACAUUCAAAGGAGAAUCAACAAACAAUAAUAUUUGCACAAUAAAAUAUGCACAAUAAUUUAUGCACAAUAAUUUAUGCAGAUAAUACCUUCACAUUAAUAUACAAUAAUGCAUGCAUGAACAAGUAUGCACAACAAUGUAUGCACACUUAUGCAUGCACAAUCAAGUAUGCACAAUGAAGCAUACACAAUCAAGUAUGCACAGUAAUGCAUGCACAAUAAAGUAUGCACAACUAUGUAUGCACACUUAUGCAUGCACAAUAAAGUAUGCACAAUAAUGCAUGCACAAUGAUGAAUGCACAAUAAUGCAUGCACGGAAAAGUAGGCACGAUAAUGUUUGCACAAUUAAGUACACACAAUGGAGUAUUUACUAGUAUGAAUGCUCAAUAACAUAUGGGCACUAAUGCAUGAAAGAUAAUGUAGGCAUAAACAUGUUUUAGUUGGUGACCUGCAGUGCACCUCCAUGCUUUAAGACUCCAUUGAUAAAAAUGCUCUAUACUGUUUGCCUUGUCAAUAGGGGGCGCAUGUGUUCUUCAUUUCUCCUGCUCUCUGUCAAUGAUGAGAUCAUUCACCACAUGUCAACAGUGCACUACUACAGGCAGUUUUCUAAAACCGUUUGCCCUUUCUAUGUUUACUCUUACUUGACUUGUUUUAAUGAGUCUUCCUCGUCUUCUGUCAUUGUCUCAGGUCCUGAUGUGGGCGUGGACGUUGUUGAUGUCACCAAACAGUCUGACAGCAAGAUGAAACUCAAAGAGUUUGUUGAUUAUUACUACAGCACAAACAGGAAGAAAGUGUUAAAUGUCAUCAACCUGGAGUUCUCCGACACAAGGUGCUUGCUCUUUUUCUGAUGGUGAAGUUUGACAUGGAGUUACUAAAGUAGGUCUGAAAAACUGCUGGCACUAACUUGGUUUUGUGUUUUUCUGGGACAGGAUGAACAGUAUAGUGGAGAGUCCACAGAUUGUGCGGCGGUUGUCUUGGGUAGAAAACUACUGGCCUGAUGACGCUUUGCUUGGGAAGCCGAAAGUCACCAAAUACUGUCUCAUCUGUGUCAAAGACAGCUACACGGACUUCCAUAUUGAGUGCGGUGGCGCCUCCGUCUGGUACCAUGUCCUAAAGGUUUGUCACACUUGUGUUUAGACUUGUUGAGUCAGACUGACGCUAGAGCAGAAAUAUGUAGCAGCCAGGCCGUGUCAGCUGUCUCUGCUGUGAUUCAAAAAGGAAAUGUGAGAAAUGUGAUGGGAGAUAAGGAAAGUAAAGAUGAUGAUGUGUUGUCCGCAGGGAGAAAAGAUCUUCUUCCUCAUAAAGCCUACUUCUGCAAACCUGUCUCUGUACGAGCGCUGGAGAUCAUCGUCCAAUCACACUGAGAUGUUCUUUGCCGACCAGGUGGACAAGUGUUACAAAUGUAUCCUGAAACAAGGCCAGACCCUGUUCAUCCCAUCAGGUCAGAGCUGCUUCUUGAUGAAGAAGAAAAUCCCAAAAUAAAUUUAUAAUCAUGUGAAAAGAAGUGAAAUGUUAACAAAUGCAUCUGAAAGGUAAAUGAACCUUUAUGAUUAAUGUCUAAGAAUUGGAGAUUAGAAAUUCACAUUCUGAUCCAGACCCACUAAAAACAGAAAUUACGAACAAUUCAGACUGAUUUGUUUUAAUCAAAGUGCCAAUGAUUUUAAUCACGAUUUUAACUUUAUCUCCUUUCAGCUUUUGAGUCUGUGUAAAGUUUAUACUGACAAAGAACUUAGAAACUGUUAUUGCCCAUUAAAAUAUAGUUAAGUUGAUAUGAUGGAGGACACUCGAUCAAUGCUUCAGAAUUCAUGCUCUCACAACCCUCUCUCUCUGGCCUCAUGAACUGAAUGAGUGAAUAUCUGUAAGCUCUAUAACGAACUAGGGGCAUGUGUGAUUUAACGAUCCUAGAUCAUGAAGAAUUUGGCGAAAAAGUAAAAGAAAUACUCUUUAUCUGUUGUGUGUUGUAAAUUAGUUUUAAGUGAUUUUUAUUAUUUAUAAGACUAUAAGACGACCUAUCAUUUUUGGAAAUAUUGACUUUAGUGUGUGAAAUCUUAUUUUAGGUUCAAAUUUAUUGAAGAAUAAGAAUAUUUAGUUAAGAUAAAUGGUAUGCUGUUUGUUGUCAAAAUCUAGAUAUUUUAUUUUAUUUAUUAUUUCCAUUUUUUUAUCGUGAUUGUGAUUUCGCAAAAAAAAAAAAAAAAAGAAAAAAAAAAUUUUGAUGUGAAAUUUUUUCCAUAUCGCCCACCCCUAUGACGAACUAUGUCCUCCUUAGGUUGGAUCAAUGCAAUACUGACUCCGGUGGACUGCCUGGCGUUCUCCGGGCACUUUGUCCACAACCUCAGCGUGGAGAUGCAGAUGAGGUAAGAGCACCUGCAGGCGCUGUUACACUCACAGUGAUCCCUCAUGUCACCUGCUGUCAGUCAUGUCCACAUCUAAGAGGGAUUUUCUAUGAAUUUGAGACCUUCCCUUUUCUGUUUUGGGGCAAAACCCCAUGAUGAUUUCUUUUUGAAUUACCAACAUUCGGGAACACACGCUUUGGUUAAUGUCUGGCAUUACUGUGCUGAAACAUUUUGGUUCAUUCUCCUCAGAGCGUAUGAAAUUGAGAAGCGGCUAAAGGUCAAAACGCUCAACCCCUUCCCUAACUUUGAGACGGCGUGCUGGUAUGUGGGACGACAUCUCCUCGAGCGUUUCAAAGGUGAGCUCUUGACAUCAUGUAUACAUUUAAAGACUUCACUUUGGCUUUAAUAUGCACUUUGUUUGUGUGAACCGACUUGCUUCAGUGUCUCCAGAAGAAUGCUGGAAAGCGGAGAACACAAACUCUGUCAAAUAUGUGUUUUUUCCUAGCCGCACAUUCAGGGUAUGGCUGCGUGUCUGCAGCACAGAUGAGGAGCUGGAUGCUCUAAUAUUAUUUCAGUCAUUAAAUCGGUGAAUCGCUGAGUUCACAGAUGAUUAGCUUCAAAAGGUUUGGCUCAGCUAGAAUCACUUGCUCCAUUACAAGCCUGUGUUUAAACUUCCCUCAGCUGGCCCGGGCCAAUUGUUUAUGUUUCCACCAUUUUCUGUGUAUGUGUGUAUUGUGUGUGGUACACAUUACUUCUUACUCAUGAGGCCUUGCCAUUAAUGCGCCAUUCUUCCUUUUAACUUCAAGGUUAGCUCCUCCAGUGCAGGAAAAAGAUUCACUUCAGUGCUGCUGGUAUUUUCCCCAAUGUUAUUGAUAAUUUCCUGUUUUGGUCGUAAAUCUGCUUUGGACCCAGCUUUUCUGAUGUCCAAGUUGUCUCCGCCUUCAUGGCUAAAGGAGGAGAGAGGAGCUUGCAAGAGAGUAAAUGCAGAGUGUAAGAAGCAUUAGCAAAAAUGAAGCAGUGGAGCAGUAAAACCAUAUAUGUGAUUGGUUGACAGCAGUAUAGAGCUCAGAAGCAUCAAUAAAAAACAAAAAACAAAAUCUUAAAGCAAGGCUGUGAAAAAAAGAUCACCUCUGCUUUUUUCUGAAACCUUAAUUGAAGAUUUAUGAUUGAUUACUAAAACAUGGUGUCCUGUGUCUGACUGCUGAGUAGGCGGAGUAGUGGUGGUCUAAUCUAAUGUGAUUCUGUACUGGCAGCAUUAUCGGAUGGGGACCAAGGUCAGCUGAGAUACAGUCCUCCUAAGAUCUUUACCAAAAGGUUGUUUCUUUAGAAAAGACACCAAACACAACUCACCCACUCCCCUCCAGCAGCUGCUUGUUUGUGGGGGAGCCCUGACGAGUUGAUCACCGAGUGCAGUGGAUCAUUUCCAUGAAGUAAUCAUCAUCAUAAUAAUCAUUUUGCACUGCAGACACGGUAGUUCUUCUGCCUUAACGUCUCAGUCUGAUUGCAUUUCCGCGAAGUAAUGAUCAUAAAUGUUCUUCCUUGAGCUGCGAAACUCCGCUGCACUUGGUGAUCAACUUGUCAGGGCUGAGUUGUAUUUGGUGUCUUUGCUUAAGAAAUUAUACAAAACUAAAAAGAUGUUUGGUGGCUAGUACUAUGACUGGGACCCUAUAUGUACUGUUGAUGAAGUUAGGUGCUGUUCUGAGCAUUAUUUGUGGCUAUAGAGUGGCUUUUUGGUUGAGGUUUGCGCAUAGAGAUGUAGACCGCUGUGUAUUGCUAUCAUACAGUUGUUACUGAAGUUGGUAUAACUAGAGAAGCAAGCAGUUGGAAACAUUCAUCUCUCGAGGGGUGUCUAACUUGGUGUUAUGGUGUGUUUGACCCCAACUUAAUUUUACGUCAGAAUAUCACUUAUAGUCCACCAUCUGUGGCUUCAUGCAGCACAUCCACAUCCAAACAUUGUACUCAUCAACAGCAGCCCGAACAAGGACUGCACCUUAGACUCGGACUGAUUCAAGUAGAGGCAAAGUUAGCGAACCUCACGGCAGAGGCAGUUGAGCAGAAUAAAGGCAGCUAACCUCUUUACAAAAAAAUAUAUUUCACGUCAUAUUUACAUCACACCAUCGAACAGUAUAAAAGCACCCUGCGAGUUUUUUCUUGCCUCCUGCAAGCCUAACAUGUGGCUUGUAUGGAUCCAUAGACCUGUAUGCUGCUUUGAAGUUUAGGUUCAAUGAAAAACUUGGCUCUAAGUUAAAACCAGGAAGUGUCUCUUAUACAGGACAUGUAAACUUGUCAUUUUGCAUCUAUAGGUGUGAUGUGUUGACCUCUUUUGGUUUCAAAGUCAAGAUUCAUUCACUGACAUUUGCAUUUCUUUUUCUGCAGGUUUACAUAAAGCAAAUAAGCAACCAGCCCCGUACCUGGUACAUGGUGCCAAAAUAAUCAAUGGAGCCUUUAGAGCUUGGACUAAAAAACAGGUUUGGACGCAUGAAGACACACUGAAUGUGACAAUUCUCCGACUGUUCCUUUUUGUGAUGGUUUAUUUUCUAUCUGUGUGUUUGUCUGUCUCUGUGAUAGGCCCUCUUGGAACAUGAAGACGAGCUACCAGAGAACAUGAAACCAUCACAGCUUAUCAAGGAUCUUGCCAAAGAGAUCAGACUGUCAGAGGUAUUUGGAUUUUAUUUUGGUGUGAAUAAAAUGCCAGCCAUUUUCAAACAAGUCAUUUUGGUUUCCCCCUGUAGCUGUCACAGAUGAUUGUUUUAGUGUUUGAGUGCACCGUUGUUCAGUCUUUAUAUUAAUAUAUCCCAGAGAGUUCUAUUUGGACUGAAAUCAGAUCAUUUUACAUAUUCAUGAGCAACGAGAGAUAAUUACUAAUGGUUUUGUCGAGACCAGAUGUUUAGUAGCAACAAGUUUUGCUCCAUGUCAAGUUAGCUUUGUAAAGCUAAUGGCUUCAGAUAAUCACACUUUUCAUUUAGCCUCUGACAUUUUUAGCGCAUGCUUCAGACUUCAGUUUUUACAACAUUACAACUUUCACUCUGUUACUUUUAAGAAUAAGUAAGCGCUAAUAAUGACCCCCAUUGUGCCUAUAUUUGUAUCCACAGGACACACCUUAGAAGUAGGGCUGCACGAUUAAUUGAUUUUAAAUCAUAAUCAGAUUAUUUGAUCAUGACGAUGUUAAAAAAUUAAAAUCGUCAAAUCAAUUUUCUUCUCUAUCAUGUCUCGCGCCUCCUCCCCCUUCCUGUGGGAGCGUUCCCCAGUUCCCACACUCACAGGUGUAAACAAACAUGGCGUUUUCUAAAGAAGGUGAUAAUUUUGUGGCUAAAUAGGACAAGAGCAAGUCAGUCGUAUGGAAUUGGUACUGCUUCGCAGUUUUUGGACGAAGAGCAAACCACUCAAAGACUCAAAGUCUGUCUGACGGCAGUAUCAACUUGUCCACACGGAAACUAAUUCAGGAGUAAAUGCAUGAGUUUUGGUUGUAUUGGCGUUUUAUCCACAUGAAAAUGGCGUUUUGGGUGACUGUAAACUGUACUUUUUGAAAUUGGGUCAGAGAGAGCAUAAAUCCGUAAACGACUUUCAUUUUAUCUCUGUGUAUCUGCGUCUCUCUUGAAACACAGCGUAACUCUUUCAUGAUGGCUGCACGUGUCUCACCAAAGCAACCUUCAUACGUAUGCUCUGUACUCUUUUUCUGUCUCUUGUACACUUCCUUGGCGGCGUUACAGCAUCACUUACUGGCUUGGCAUAUGCCCUACACCAUUUUCAGUGGUUUAGUUUUGAGAGAUGAUAGAAAAACUUUUUAACAAAGUGAAGUUUGGUGAAGUUGUCACCCAAUGAAAAAAUCGAGUUUUCAGAGAAAAAAUCGGGAUUUCAUUUUUGGCCAAAAUCGUGCAGCCCUACUAAGAAGUGAAGCUUCUGUAUUCAGCAAGAGUCAUUGCAGGGUUAAACUUUUUUGUAUUAUCUGAGAGUAUCAGGACAUACAGCCUCCCUUUGAUUCAAUAGAAUAGACAGACAGGCCCACAGGUUUACUAUCAACAUAUAAUCCUCUCUGUACACUGAUAUUUGUUGAAAAAGCAAAGGGAUAUAGUAUUUUAAGGAUUAACACAGCUCUAGACUUUGGUUACACAAUGGUGUCUCACUUGUGAAUUAUUUCCAGAAUGCAACAAAAGCCAUUAAGAGUGAGCCCAGCAUCAAGAUACCAGUGGAGGAACCCCCAUCCACACACUCCGAGCCUGAAGAGCCCGUUUCCCCAGCCCACGUCCCCUCACCAAGCAGAGACAAAGCCAGAAAGAAAACAUCCAAACCCCCGAAACCUCCAAAGCCCCCCAAACCUCCGAAGAUGCCCAAGGCCCCCAAACCUCCAAAGGUGCCGAAGGUAAAGGAAGGAGGAAAGAAGAAAGCCAAGAAAGCAAAAGAGUCGUCACCCCCUCCAAAACCCUCCAGCUUUGCAGCUCUUGAGUCUCAUGCAAAAGACAUCUUAAGUAAAAUGGACCAGCCAAAAAAGACAAAGGUGAGGUGAUGUUAGAAAGUGGUCUUUUUUUGUGUGUCAAACUUAUUUAUGUUUUAAAAAGCAAAAGCAUUUCACGAGACAGAAAAACCUGUUUGCACCACAGGGAUAAGUAGAUGAGGUGUCCAGGUGUUAUUUUACCCGAUUCUGUUCAUUUCCAGGCUGUGAAGAAUGUCCUGAGUAUGGCAGAGAAGGAAAUCUCAAAGCAGAACAGCAUGGAGAAGUUUGAAAUCAGAGAGCAGAAUAAGAACAAGACAGAAGCCAAAUGGAAAUACAAGGUAAGCUCAUCCCAGGUAAAAAAAAAUCUUACUAUUUGAAGUCAGGGCUCUUUGAAAUAAAGCUAACACUUCUCAGACUUUAAACAGUUUAAAAAAAAACUCCUCAGGACCUGAUGUUCCUAGUAAAGAAAGACUCUCAGUUCUGAAUAGAAAAGAGCAGUCUGUUCAUUUUUGGUUUUGAGACACACUAAUUCAAAGCAAUCAGCUGAAAUAAGGAUGUGGCUUCAGUCACACAUUUCUGCCUGUAGCUCAUCAGAGCUGCUCUGGAAACAUCCAACCUCCCUCUGUUUAUUUAUUGAAAUAAAGCCGUGUCCACUGUGCUUCAUCUAAGUAUUUACAUAUGCCUCUCAUCUUUUUUUCGGUUUUAUCAUUAAUGCUGUAUAACAGCGGGGCCUUUUCAUGGAGAAAAAGUGUAAUCUUGUUGAUCGGCAGGCAUUUUAGAGCUUUGGUUUCAUGGAAAAUUUGCUGCCAAACUGUUCAAAAAUGUUGCAGCGACUCCAAGGAUCUCCAUCCCUCUGCUCCUUUGUGUAAGGCCAAACAUUAGCAGAUGGAGUGGAGGAUCACUGAGAUGUUUACUGAGGCCGUUUGAGACCACAUCUUCACUUCAGAUUUCUGGUGAUUCAUAAAAGAGUUCACAGCUCGUCUGAGUAGCUGAAAGUGCACGAAGGCCCCAACUAUUUGUUCCCGUCAAUUAAACAAAAAAAAAAGAAAACAGGCUUCAGAUGAUAUGAAAUGUCAGUUUUAGGUUACACUCCUGAGUCACAUGGCUUUAAUUUACAGUCGAGGAGUUGAGGGGUGAAUAUUUGACAAAGUAUAUUCUUGGAUUUCAGUUAAUUACACUGUCUGCUCAGCGGUGAUUUACAUGGCAGCUGCUUUGCAUUCCUCUUAGGAGAUUUGGUUUUGCUGAAAUUGGGUCAGAAAAAGAUCAUAAGUGAAUAAGAUCUGAGAAGAGUAACAUUAAAACCUUUCCAGUCUUAUUUUCUCGGUUAUACAACCUUAUACCUCUCUAAGGCUUAUGAAUUACAUUCAGAAAAGUGAGUUAAAUUACGAUAAAUGAUAUUGAAAAAGUGAUGUUGGUCAGGUACAAGAAAAUAAGCCAAUAAAUCUGAAAAAAAAUAAUAAUGUUAUCAUGUAGAGACGAAGAGUCUAGAAAGGAAACAGACAGGUAUAAUCUUCACAGAGCGCAGGGAUAAUGUGACGUGUAACAUUGUUACAUCUGCAGCUGUAAAUGAUUUCCAAAAUGCUGAUAAUAUGAUACGAAUGGUGAGCUGAUAUGUAAGGGAUAAUGAAUGGUCAGCAAGUGGUUGUACAAAUUAAAAUACCAACUGCCAAAUGAAGAACAAAAAAUGAUUUAUUAAAAAGAACAAAAUAAAAAGCAACAAAAACUUCCAAAAUGUCCGACCAAAGAAUCCAAAAGGCAAAAUCCAACUGAAGACACUGGGUAAAACAUUACAAGGAGACAACUGGGGACACAAGCAAACGCAUAAAUUAACAUAAAGUGAACCAAAAGAAGAGAGUGGAGGACAGGGACUAUAUACACACACUGGGUAACGAGCAACAGGUGAGGCAAACGAGACACAGGUGAAACUCAUAGGUGAUUAACGAAGGAGGGAAAACUAGGGAAGUAAAACCAGACUAGAAACACAAGGAAUCAACUACUACAAAAUAAAACAGGAAACACUGAAAACUGAUCUAAAGAAUAAAACACAGAGAACAGGAGGGAAACAGGGUCAAACUUAAACUGUAAACUCGCAAGACUGGACUACAGGGGAACAGAAACACAAGAGAAACCAGGAUAAAACUAAAUAAACAGAACAUAUUAUGAUUCCAUCUUGUUGAGCGAGAUAAGUUCACAGCGGAUAUUUAGAAAAAGCAGAUUUUACGGUCUUAAAAAUCAAUUUUGUAUACAACUUCAAAAACAUUUAGAUUCAUAUCAGCCUGGGACAAACAACAUUCAAGUGAGUGUUUCAGUAAAACAGCCGAAUAAACCAAAAACUGAAUAUUAACAUUGAAGUAAGACGGACUGAACAUGACCAAAGCGACUUCUUAACUCAUCCUGCUCUCCUUAUCGGGGCUUUGCAGUUGACACUCUCUUAUAAAUCUAGAGAUGCCCUAGAUUGACAGACUCAGAUUUAGCGCGCUAAUUUAGCGUGCUAACAGAUACUGACGUUUUGCUUCAGUGUCAACAAGCAUGAGAUGAAGUGUUCAGGCUCCUUUGCAAACUAAUUAGAAAUGACAUGUGGGGGUCAGGUUGUCUGAAAACUGUUUGUUGGGUUUCGACCAAUCAGAACGAAGAACUUCAUACAGUUGAGUAAUGAAAGCUGGAUAUCAUCCGUCAGUCACUACAGCCCUGACAUUAUUCCUGUCUUGUCUUCUCACCCUUACAGAACAGUAAACCAGAUUCUUUGCUGAAAAUGGAGGAAGAGUGCAAGUUUGACCGAACACCGCUGUCAGGCAAUAAAGACCGCUUCAGCUUUACUAUGUCCCACAAGAAAAUGCUGGGGUAUGUAUGGAGCGGCUUUGAUUGCAGUCUUUGUAAGGGGAGAGCGUGUUAGCCCUCUCAUGUGGUGUUUAUGAUGGUUAUAGAAAUAUGUGGCUAUCAGCUGUGUAUCCAUUAAAGAUAAUUCAAGGACUUCUCACUGUGAGUGUCUGGCUGAGCCUCCUAUCAUUCUCUUAUUCCCCUGUGGUUUCCUCCUCAGCUCCAAGGCGCUGAAACCGCAGACCAACUCGAGUGUUUUUGGAUCACUACAAAACCUAAAAGAGGACAAAACCAAGCCAGUGAGGGACGAGUACGAAUAUGUCUCAGACGAGGGGGAGCUGAAGAUCGACGAAUUCCCCAUUCGGCGAAAAAAGAACACAGUGAAGCGAGAUCAGUCCUGUAAGUAUGAGGGAUUUAUUCCAUGCUGAGUUUUGGGUCAUUGUAAGUCUAAUCUGCGGUGAGAUAUCAAGUCUACACGGUCAAAUGACAGACUUAUAAAAAUGUAAGCAUUCAGAACCAGAAAGCAGUGAAGGCUUUCAAAUGUUUGGUCAGAUAAUUAUGUUUUCUUUCUCUCUGGAUAAUCAAAGGAAACAUCUCUACUAUGUCUCGACAGAAUAAGCGACCACUAAAUCAACAUAUAUUUCUAAAUAUCUUCAAAUAUGCCUCCUAACUCUUGGCACCAGCAGAUAGUCAGAGUAACACAUUAUCGAGAUACUAAAUGAUGAAUGAUAUUGUUUUUUCAGUUUUGUCAGACAUCAGAGAACCAAUUCAGCCAGCCAAGAAACCAAAGUUCCAACCCAUGAUGACCAAGGUACGUGUCACCUUUGACUCAUUUCUAAACAGUCAAUAACAUAUAGGAGGAUUGUGGUCUAACUGAUACGUGUGUGGCCUCCAUGAGACUCUGACUGUUGUUUUUAGCUCACCGUCUGACUCUGUUUGAAGAACUACGAGCAGGAUUUUUUGAACAGUUCUGCUGUGAUGCUUCGAGCUAGAAACUCAGAUUAGGAGAUCAUGUUAAUGAAUGUUGUGCAUUUGGGGUUUGUCACUUACGAAAGCUCAUAAAGCUGAUGAGGGAGAUAGCUCACCCAUGUGUGUGCGUUUGCCCUGAGGACCCAGAUUCUGUGGAGUCACUCAGGACCCACAUUUAGAGUUAGUUUUAUUGUGUACAAUUAAAGAAAAUUCAUAUUUGUUUAAGUUUAGCUCAUAAAACAUUAAUGUUAAAACCUCAUACCCAUAGAGGGAUGAUCAGUAGGGAUUGUAGAGUCAGUUAUGUAACGCAUUACUACAGCUCAGGAAGACAGAAAUAGGAAACAUAUUGAGAUCAAAUCACUCAAAUCCAGAUGCAUCAGAUUUAAAGUCCCACUCCAGUCAUUUUAUUUUUACUACUUAAGUGUUCUCAGAGGUCAUUUAAUUGUGAUUAUAAAGUUUUCAGCCUAAAUCACGUUACCUGUGUCAUUUUCAAGGACUUUUCUUCUGCAGAGCUCCAGUAGCUCAUUAGCGAUUCACCUCUGAGUCGUGGGCGGAGACAGCGCUGCUCUGCACACUCCUCUUCAUACUAGCUUGUAGCCUAAAAUUACGGGUGUAGUAGAAGUAGCAGUAUUCAGCUCUCAGACACUAAUGUCUUCAGGGACAUGAUGAAAGUUAAUAUCAUAAUUAGCUUUCUUACAAGCAUUGCAAACCGCUAAUGCACACACUUGCUCCUUAAUCGUACUCUCUACUUUUCCGAGUCUGGCCUGCAUAGCGGGGCUUCGGGGGCGGAGCUUGGAUUUGCUAUGUAGGAAAUCUCACUUUGUUUAAGCCUGUCGUUAUGGUCUGCCAGAGAUUUACAGCGAUUUGACUGCAGAAAUACUCAGAAAUGCAAUUUCACACCCACUUUUCUCAUAUGUCCUGUAGCAUCAGAAAAAUGCCAUAUGAACAUGUAGACAACAAGGAAAACAGGAUUUUCAUCAGAGUGGGUCUUUAAAGCAUCUUUACUCUAUGCCUUCUCCUCAAUCACAGAGUGUGGACUCAUCGGAUGAGGAGACUCUGCACAUAGACACAGAGGCAAAGCCGGAGGUCAAAAGUCGCAACUCGAAGGUCAAGAAAAAGGGCAGCAGCGCUGCAGGGAUCCUUGACCUGCUGCAGGCGAGCAAACAAGUGGGUGGGAUCGACUACAGCACCAACAGGUAGACUGAGCUCCCUAACGCCUUAUUUUUCUUCUCUUUCACUCCAUUACCCUCAGCACUAAUUGAACUUCUACUCCUAAACAUUCAUCUACACUACAUGCGCAGCAUUACUCUGUAAAUGGCUCCCGCUGGACCUCUUGUCUUCACGGUACAUGAACUUCAGGACUUUUGCUCCUUAAUGGGGCAGCUCGCUGACAAACAAACGGCCGGCUCAACGACAAGUUAAUUGGAUGAAAAAGAUUAAUUUUUUAACUUGGCUGGGAGCUGAAAAAUUAACCGUCAACUGAAGCAACAGUUUGCGUAGAAUCUGUCAGCAGUUUGUGUCAAGUCAGUGUUUGUUUCAUCCUGCCUCGAUCGAUCAAACGUUACGUGGCUCCAGGCUCUUCCCUUCGCCUUUCGCUGUUUGCUGUUUUGUUCAGCUCUUGAUGGUCUAUUUCCACCACACUGAAAGCUAUAAAUGAGCAAUGAAAGAAAGAAGGAAAACAUUGGCAGCGAUAUUUUAAUUUCUCAAACUGUUUUCGCUGCUUUGAAAAGGAAACUCUGUGGGUGCAGGGAAUGACGCAACCACAUGUUUGAUCAUCGCUUUGCUCACUGUUAGGCAGCUGAUAGCUGUGUGGGUGUGUGUGAGUGUGUGUGUGUGUAGAUUCUUUAGUGGGCUCCUGAAGUACAAUCAUCCAUUAAGAUCCAGAUUUAAGAUCUAGUAUGUGUUUUUUUAUUCCGCAGCUCCCUGCCAAUAACAAUUGUUAACAGCACAACCGGUGGAAUUAACAUUGAUUUACAGACGCUUUUCAUUGAUUUCUUACACUCUACUCCUCUGGCAGCGUGUUGACUGCUGUGUAAUGGCUGUGUUGUUGUGUAUUUUUUAUUGACGUACUUACAGUCAGCCACCUGCAUCUCCCAGCACACAGGAGGCCAUUCAGGGCAUGCUGUCCAUGGCCAACCUGUCGUCUUCAGACAGCUUGCAGCAGCCGUGGAGCAACAGCCAGUCCAAAAACAAUAGCCAGUCAAAGAGCAACUCCCACGGCACGCAAGGUAGCAAAAAGUCCGGCGGCGGAGGAGGCGGAGGCGGCGGCAGCAACAACAGCAAGCGACCCACCAAACGGCUCCCGAAGAAACCCAGGAAGAGCAGCAGUAUUGAGAGUCUGGACUACGACGACGAGCAGGAUCAUAUGGACGCAUGCUUCAAGGAUUCAGAUUACGGUAAGUGGGGCUGUAAUCAACCAAAGAAAUUCUUUGUCGACUAAAACCCUGAAAUAUUUGACUAAAAAUUGACUUAUUGGGGAGGGGGUCUGACUCUGACAGCAAACCCAUCUGUGGCAGGGGUCAACGCAGAAGGGUUUGGGUGAAAAUAUACUGACGUCAGUACGACAAGAUGGCAGUUAAACACAAAGGGCUAAAAUAUAAAUAUUCAGCAAACCACCAGACGUUGACUAACGUGGACACUCUUCAAUCUUCCUGUCUCCAGUAGGUUGGGUGAAUCCAAAAUGGUGAAAACAAGGGGGGUGUUCUGAGACAGGCUGUUACCUGUGAAACAGGGGCGCUCUGAAAACACCCCCAUUAGCACUUGGUACGUUCCUCCUGAUUAAAUUAACCAUAGUCUGUAAAGUGACGCGGAAAAUAAUUUUUGGUUGACUCAGCACGUAUUGACCAAUAAGUCAACCGGUUGACAAAGAUAGUGAAGGGAAGAACAGGUCUUAUGACUCUACUAAAUCUUUAGAAGCCGUUCAUUAAAAUGAUUCAUUCAAAAGAUUCGUUCACAGAGUCAGUGCUUCGGAGCCCCAUCAUGCCGGGUGCAGCACACGAGUGAGUGACACAGCGGCGCCGAUUGGGAGUUCCUUCAUUGAAUGAGCCCCUACCUUCUCCUGCUGCUAAAGUCACAAUGUCAUUCACUGGGUGACACAUGUCGUUCAUUUACCAAGUCAUGAGGGAACAAUCAUUCCCCUGCCCUGAAAAACUCACCUCUGUUUGUCGCCGACAGUUGCGUCGCAUCACGACGCGAGUGAAACAACACAGCAGCAAGCAGCACGCUUGCUAAACAAGCGCGAGUUGUCAUUGUUUUAUAUUGCAGAAAAGUGGAGAGACUAAAAAUAAACAAACAUCGCAGCUGUAGUGGGGAUUCUGAUACUUUUAAAGAUAUCAAAUAGCAUGAUAUUUGCUUGUUGCUCAGCAGUUCGUGAACGAGGCUACGCCCCUCCUUCCUCUGCCUGCCUCAAGUCAUUCGCGAGUCUUUCGGAAGUCGUCCGUUUCAUUUGCAGUCUGACUGAUACAUGUCGUUCAUUCACUGUGAGCAAAUCAUGAGACUCCGCCUGCCCGCUCCCUGGCUGGCUGUAUGUCGUUCCCAAAAGAGUCAAAGACGGCAGUUCCACUCCCGACAGGCACGCCAAGCUCGCGGCUGAGCUCAGCUGAACUGAGUAAGGGUACGAAUCAGGUCUUGGAGUGAUUCCAUUCACGUCGUUCACUCAGUAGUUCCGUUCUUUUGAGCGAAUCACUCAUGAAUGACACAACACUAUUCACAGCCCUAAUGGUAAGCAGUACAAGCUGAUUCAUCCCUUUGGUUCCUGUUUUAUUUGACUUUAAAGAGUCUGCAGCCGAGCGGAGCGGGCUGAGGUCAGGCCGGUGUCACAGGGUUACUUUUUGAGCAAAUGAAUGAGAAAAUAAUUAUCUGCCGUGCCUGGUUCUCAGUGCUGCUAACAGGUGCUGUUAAAAACACAUUGCCCUGCUGAUGGAUCAACAUGUGGGUCUUUAAUUCUAAAUUUGGCCGGGAACUUUUCAUUAGAACUUGAUGAAAUGCUUUAUGUUUAUUUUGAGUGCAUUCUGUCCAAAUCCGGCCUUUCUUGUUACUCCAAUUUGUAAUUUUUUCCCUCUAAAACAUUUUCUUUGUGAAGCCUGUCCAAACACAUGUGUGGACCCUCCCAGCUUGUUAAUAAGCCAUUAACACGAGUCCCUGAUUGUUAUUUUACAUGCUUUUUGAACUCCUAAUUGGUGUCUAAUUAGUUGUUCAUAGCACGAACAUACCCGCUCUGAAAACUUCAGGCCUGCACACAACUUUUUUUCCAUUGGCACUCUUUUGUUCUUCUGUAAACGGCCUUUUUUUUUUUUUUUAAAUCAUUCAAUUAUUGGCUAUUUAAAGGUCUGGAUUGAAAUGGUUGUCCAGGCAGGAAAGACAGGACUAGUCCACAGCUGUUUUACAGCUGUCCUGCACACUGUCACUGGAAACUUUGAACAUGUUUGAUGCACAGAAAGCAGAGAUAAGUGCAUUGAUGCUCAACAUAUGUGAAAAUAAUAACCCAGUCCUCUCAGUACAGUCAGCUCGUGCAUGACAUGUUAGUAAUGGGUGACAUCUUUUGUUUUAGUCUAUCCUUCUCUGGAGUCUGAAGAGGAUAAUCCUGUGUUCAAAUCCAGAUCGAAAAAACGGAAAAGCAGUGAUGACACUCCAUACAGCCCGACAGGUAAAUACCAUUUAAGGUCUAUACGUUUGGGUUAAUGAUCCGAGUGUGUUGUAAAAUCUUCCAUGUGUGUUAUCACAGCACGGGUAGGACCCUCAGUCCCACGACAGGAGCGGCCCGCAAGGGAUGGAGCCAGAGUGGCCUCCAUCGAAACAGGACUGGCAGCAGCUGCAGCAAAGCUUUCCCAUCAGGUACCGUAAGCCAGGAAUCUAUUUUUACAACAAACAGUUACUAUUUCUGUAAGACUUGCUCAACAGAAAUAUAUACGUCAACAGGAGGAGCAGCAGAAAACCAAGAAGAAGAAGAAAAGCACCAAAAAGAAGGCAAUAGUAAUUGAGGAGCCCCAGAGAAUCUCUCAGGACAGCAGCUCGCCGGAUCACAAUAUGGACUCCCAUGACAGCAGUCCGAUAGACCACGAGUUCAGCACUGGGACAGUGAAGUCACCGGGGGGCCCACAGCCCAUGGCACCAGGGGUCUUUCUCAGCCAGAGGCGACCGUCCAUGUCCUCUCCCAACAACAGCACCAACUCAUCGAGCACCAACAGCAGCAGUAUGGCCAAGGGAGACCGAGGGGGCUCAGCAGAGGCAAAAGGUGAGCUGUACUGAAAACAAUGACAGGAAAAAACAUGUACACCAGUGGACCUUAUUUCCACGGUAGUGUGGAGUCACAAUCAGGUUGGGGAGCUUAAAUAUGAUUCCAGGUCCUGAGCCACGUAAACUGUAAUAACUGGACAAACUGUGACCAUUUUACAGAUGGUAAAGACAGACAGAGGCUGGCUGACGCUUAAAGGGAUAUUCCGGCGUAAAAUUAAGUUAUGGUCAAACACACCAUAACACCGUGUGAGGCAACCCCCCCAAGAGAUGAAUACUGCCGACUGCUUGCUUCUCUAGUUAUACCAACUUUAGUAACGACCUCUUAGCACGUUAGCAACACACAGCGGUCUACGUCUCCACGCGCAAACUUCAACCAAAACGCCACUCUAUAGCCACAAAUAAUGUUCAGAACAGCACCUAACUUCAUCGACAGUACAUAUAGGGUCCCAGCCAUAGUGCUAGCCAUCAAACAUCUUUUUAACUUUGCUUGAUUUCUUUAGCUAAGAGACCAAACACAACUCACCCACUCUCCUCCAGCAGCCGCUUAUCUGUGGGGGAGCCCUGACGAGUCGAUCACCGAGUGCAGCUGAGUUUUAAAAGAAGAAAGAAGAAAAUUUAUGAUUAUUACUUCACGGAAAUGCAAUCAGAACAAGACAAUAAGGCAGAAGAACUACCGCGUCUGCAGAGUAAAAUGAUUAUUAUGAUGAUUAUUACUUCAUGGAAAUGAUCCCCUGCCUAUGUCUAACUCUGGGGUGUCUAACUCUGUGUUACGGUGUGUUUUGACCAUAACUUAAAUUUUCGCAGGAAUAUCCCUUUAAAGUUGAAAAAUAUAUUGAACAACCUGUUAGCCAACAUCAAAGCACACUGCAUGUUAAUAUUCAGAAGUCUCCUGGUAAAGAUUCAUGUGUAAAUUUCACAGAUACAAAGGAGAAGGAGCAAAAUGAUUACUGUACAGAUGACUAUUUUGGACACACUAAUGCUACUCAUGUUGCCAUGGUAACAGCUGCUUUCAAGUGUUGUAAAGUUUGACGGUUUUUCAGAUUAGACCGGCUAAUCUCAUGGUGAAUUUUAUUUACUGUGGAGAUCAUUUGACUGACAUCUCAUAAUUGUAAAAGAACUAAUGACAAUCUGCUCAGCUUUACUUGAGUUCAUAAUGUUUUUGCAAAUGUCAGAAGACGUUUGCACGCAGGCACCUCUUUGCUAAGUACGGCCUCACUGAGCUGCUAGCAUGGCUGCCAACUAUAAGUCUUGUUAUCUGAGAAAGCAUUUCAAAUUUAUAAAGAUAGAAACAGAGAUUUUUCCCUUUAAUGUCUCUCCUGGAAAUAAUUAUGUUCAGUUAGUCGGCUUUCAGUGAAUUGAUUUCAAGUAACUGCUUGAAUGAGCCACAGGGAGUUAAAUGGAGCAGAUCUUUCACAGAAAUUUCCCUGCAUUAGUUUAAAACUAUUCACUUCUUUCAAGGAAAUAUCUAAAGCAAUUGUUCCAGGGAAAAGUGAUGAGAAUGAAAUGAGUGCUCUGUUAUUGCUGGCAGCUGCUUCCAUUACGUGUGCAUGGUAUAUAAAUCUGUGAGGGUAGAUUUGUGCUGUCCUUUAUCGAUGAUUGGUGCUGCAGAUAAUGUGAAGAAGGAAGAUUUUAAGGUGAACCAGGUCCUCAGAGAGGAAACAGAAGUAAACAUGAAUGCACUGUGCAUCUGAUGAAAUGACUUAAAAUGACUACAAACCCUUUUUUAUAUGGAAGAGUAACUUUUUUCACUUAUCCGUGUGUCUUCAUUGUUGAUCUCUAUAAACAACAAAGAGGAGAUGGAGUACAAAUGACCUGUCUUUAAGCUAGGACUGGGCGAUUAUAUGAUCGUGAUGAAUUUCACUAUGAGCACGCUGAUCAGCUGGGAGCAUAUUUACUUGAUCAAACACAAAUGGGCAUGACAACAGCCAAUCAGAGUCAAGCUUUUCCUGCUCACUUCUGCAAGUUGCCGGAGAAGUAAACAGAAUGACCGAAUGUGGCGCUAAAGGCAGAGCUGAGGGCAGCAAAAUAGAUGUCAGCCGAAAAGUAGAUGUGAGAAGAAAAGUUAUUCAAUGUCCGUUGUGUGGUGGUUCGCAUAUCUCCGAUUGACGUAGAGCAAUUAAGUAGGGGUAGGAGACACAAUCGGUACAGCAUAGUAUUGCGAUAUUUUGUCUGGUGAUGUAUCGUAUUGUCUCAAUUGAUUUUUCAAUCAAUUGCUAAUAUGAAUUCAAAUCUAUGAUAAUGGAAAAAUAAAAUCAACCAGUGAGGUUGGCAGAGGUGACAUCAUAGAGCAGGGGAAAGUUAGUGCAACAGAUAUAUAAAUUUGCAAGAUGUGCUCCAUGAAAAUAUAAUAUAUUGUAUCGCAGUACUCACUGUAUUGCAAAAUUUUUAAAAAUCACAAUGAUAUCAUAGCGUGGCCCAAGUAUCAUAGUAAUAUCGUAUCGUGGGGCCACUCGUGAUUCCCACCCCUACAAUUAAGCCGAUGUGCAAGGUAUGCUGGCCUUCAAAAACCAGGAACACAACAGAUCUGUUUAAUCGUUUGAAGAAUUACUUCCUGAGUGAUUAAGCAUGAAAAUGUGAGCGAGGUCUGUACAGCCUGUCGCUGCUGACGGCACAAGUAGCAUUAGCAGUUUAGCCACAAUUAGCGGUGCAGCCACCAGACCAAAGCAGCAACUAGUCGUAUCAUCUACCUUUACAUCGUCUAAUGUUUACAUUUUAAGGCAUCGCCAUUAUCCUGAGGGGGCGAUUUGUUGAUUUUGGGUCUUACAUACCUGCAAAAACACUCAGGACUGUAAACUAGUUCACUUUACUAUUUAAUAUUUCUUUACAUUUGUUGAACUGUUGAGUUAAAAUGUUUUUUAUAGUUUUUUAAGUUUAUCUUAUUUAAUUUGCUUUUUUAUUUACUUUGUAUGUUAAUAAAAUGUUGAACUAAUCUCUAGUUUCUUUAGUUUUUAGUACAGAUGCUUUAAAACUGGCAGUUUAAAAAAAGUUUAAAACCGUCAUAAUAAUUGAGAUCAGAUGAUGUGACAAAAUACUGUGAUCUUUUUUUUUUGCCAAAUCGCCCAGUCCUACUUUAAGCUCUGAUGCACUUUUUGACCAGUUUUAGGAUUAAGGCUUUUCUCUGGCCAGGCAGGAGUUACAACACAUGUCACAGCUUCAUUGUGGUGCUACUGUUAGUUUAAUGAUGGUUGCAGUGUCCUGGAGAAGAAGACUCACAGCUUGCAGAUACUUGAGUGAAUAAAGCCCAACUUAUUUUUUUAUGGUAGUCAUUUUGGGGGCGGGAGGAUUUUUUCCUGUGAAAAUAAAUGGUUGGAAAAUAAAAUGUCAGAGUGGGAGCGCUUAUGUUCCAGCUGGACGUCUUAUCUUAUCUCCUGUCUUUCCUUGUUGUCUUCACAGCUAAGCGGCUAAAGAAAGGCAUGGCUACGGCCAAACAGAGACUCGGAAAGAUUUUAAAGAUCCAUCGAAACGGAAAGCUCCUCCUGUAGCACGCAGCAGACUGCUGUAGGACUGGGAAUUCAUGAGCUGGGUCCCAUCCCAACCUCACCCCUGUUCACUGAAUAAAGCCAACAAUGAGGAGAAAAAAUGAAAAUCAUGCAUUUUUCAAUUUCUAAGAAGAACAUCACUCAAAUAGGUUUUUGCCUCUACUUAUACUUUAUAACUUUCAGAUAUUGAAGUGUACAGAACCUACUAUAAAUAUUUUUUAAGAGAACAUGUCUCAUUUUACUACAGCUGUCAGUUUAUCAGGGGUUGCUAAAACAUGAAGUAGAAGUACAUUGCAGUCAUUCCAAGAUUUGUGAAAGUAUCCCUUGCAUGUAUUCAGUUGCAUGUGCGCUUGGGUCAGGGUUUGGGGAUUUUACACUUUAAUUCCUGCUAAAUGGAUGCAGCUUAUCAUGGCCACACAGGUGACGAAAAAAGGAAAGCAGUUUGAAUUCAACUCAAGCAUUUAUCUCUUUAUGUUAUAACACUUUGUUUGCAGAGCACUAUCAACGGUGGUAUUUAUUUAUUGGGGCUGUGUCAUAGAUAGGAAGUAUGUGGCUUCAUGCAACAACUGAAAAGCACAAAGCGAAUCAAGCGGCGGUGGCGGCGGCAGAAUCAGGAUGUUUGUUUCUGCGGUAUAAGAUGAGAUAACAUAGGAGGCCGAGUGAAUAGGAUUUAAGCAUAGGAACGUGUAGCUAAUGAUAAGCCUCAUCCAUGUCAGGUCUGCAGUUACAUGGGGAUACUUUCUCUCUUCUUUUGCUUUCACAGGCAGCACCGCCUCCCUGUAGACUCCUCUCUGCAUUUUUACAGCUUCACACAGAACAGUAUAUAGAAUGUAGCUUGUACAUAGCCUUUUAAAUUACUACUUUUUGUAUCCUUUUCCCUUAAGGCUUAAUUCUACAUUUUUACUGGUUUUGCUAAUUAUGAAUAAAUAAAUAAAUACAUAUAUAUGGUUAUACAAUAAAGUCCUAAUUUUUAAACUUUUAUUUCCUCGUUUUUUUUUUGUUUUUUUUUUUUAAUUGCAGAGAUUCAUUUUGUAUUAUUUUCCCCCCUGUUAGAUAAAAAGGUGUUGCCUGGAAAACAAUUGAAGAUAUAAUACAUUUUAUUGUCAUAUGGCCUUACAUACACAAAGCUAAUUGUAUUGUGAUUCUGUUUGAACAAGAGACGAAGCUUUGGGGUGAAUUAUAUAAAAAGGAAAAGAAAAAAAAAAAAAACACUUAAAGUUUCUAUGACCAGCCUCUUGUUCCAGUUCUAGUAUCCUGAAGGGUUUCGGAAUUAUUUUACUAGCACCUUGUGAAGUGUUUAUGUGUCAGUGAUGUAAUUUAUUAAUGUUUGUAGCUUUUUUAUACUUGUACAAUUCUUAAGAGUUUUUUGUUUUUGAAUAUUUCAUCAUCUUGUAAAAUUACCCUUAGAGGAAAGUUUUUUUGUUUUGUUUUUUUUUUUCUGUUCUUUUGGGACGUUUUCAUUCGGUUUUUUGGAUGUGUGUGUUCGGGGGGCAUCAUGAAACAUGUUACGCACUAGAAUCGAGUUUAGCAGACUUUUUUCUUUAACCUCCAUUCUGUUUUCAUUCAUUGUCUAUGGUAUCAUGAUACACUUUUCCAAUGUGACAUGUAUUAUUAUUAUUAUUAUUAUUGUUAAUAUUAUAAUUAUAAGCAACUGCGUCCACGCCUCCAUCACACUGUUUCAUUUGGUCAGGACAUUUUGAACACAGUCUAAUGUGCUAUUCUCUAUAGCAGUCAGUGUGUUAGCCACAGAUGUAAACCAUGUGUCCACUUUUCAGAUACAGUAUGAGAUGCGCUCCGAUCAAACUCUGCCAUUGGGACAUGCUGUAUUUUCAGGUUUUUUAUUUUGACGAUAUGUGUGUUGCUUUGUUGUGGUUUAUUUUUGUAUGUCUGACUUAUUAAAUGCAUCCACUGUGCCAGGACAGUGAAUGAUACCUGUUGUAGCUGUCUUCCCUUACUGUUAUUUACAGUACUAGUAAGUAUUUACAACCCUUUUUGACCUGAAUCUAUAUUUUUCUGUAUUUAGAUGAUUUUCUUUGAGAUCAUGGCUCACUUUUUUAAGACAUCCAGAAAUGGCAGAUUCUGAGGAACAAACAUAUUGUUAUUGAAUGAUAUGAUUGUCAGCCUUGUUUACUUUUGCAAUACAGUUACUGUGGAAAACCUACUUUGUAAUGUGUCCCUCAUCCACCUGCAAUGUGAAGGCUUCUGUGGUGACAACUAAACAUGUUUUUCCUGCUCCACAUUGUCAUGCUUUGUAGUUGCAUCAAAUCCAACAUCACACUGAUUACGAGCCAAUCGGGCUCUUUUGUUACGUCAGCCAGAAAAUUAGCCUCUGGACUCACUUUGGGAUCUGGUCUCCUGGAGUUUCAGCAGCUGCUUUAGCCAAGUCAUUCAUUAAAUCCAAGCCAAAGGCAUCUCCAUUUAAAAUCUAUUAACAUUAGAGUACUGGAAAGGGGCUUCUUUCCUUUUUCACCAUCCCAGGCAAGUGUUGCAAUGUUGAGACAUGCACAGAGUUUGAACAAGACAAAAAUGCUGUGUGACAUCUACGUUAGGCCCUGAUCUUCAGGAAACACAAACAGUUUGAAGCUCUCGAGCAACAGCAGGACUGUGCCACUAGAUGGAGUCCAGCUAUACAUGAAUACUGCAGCGUAUGCACGGUCCUACCCAAACUAAAGCAAUAACCAAGCAGGCCACAAGUUCUGGACUCACAUAAACCUUUACAAGGUUUUUUCUUGAUGUCAGUUACAUCCAGAUUUUAUUCACAUAAAUAUAGUGGAGAUUUAAAAAAAAAGGAGAUUUGUAGGAAAUUAGUUUCGGCAUAUUUAUAGAUUCAGAUCUCUGACAAAAAUAAGUGAAUAAAGCCUUAAUUCAAGACUGGAGACAUAAAUAGGAAAGUCAUGUGAAGCCGUCAGACAUUUUAACGUUUGUUUCUUGUUGUUUUAAACCUGGCCUAAAAAAAACCACACAUCUGGACACCACUGAUUAAAAACAAAAAAAUAAAUAAAACACAUGCACUGCUCUUUACUGGAAUCCUGCAUUUCCCUUUAGCUGAUGUUUGAGUUUAAUUUCUUAAUCAGUGUGAGUGUGUGUGUGUGUGCGUGAGUGGAUCAGGUCUGAAGGGGUGCAGGGAAGCCACGCAGCUGUUAAAGGUUGCGACCCUGCUUCCACCCUGGUUAGCAUCAAAGUGAGUUGUUAUUGUUAGCUAAUUGUUAACACAAGAACGUGAAGUGCUCCGACAUCAGCAAAUGAAACAAUCACAUAAUUUGUCCUCUCUGAAACUGUUUCACGCACAGACACGAAAAAGGAGCUCGCACCGGGAUGAAAGUAGGACACAGACCGAGACUUAGGACCAAAGAGUUUUCAAGGGGACACUUCUUUUAAGACCUGAACCUAAACCACAAGUAGAAGGGGAUUUGAAUUCACUUGGAUUUGGUAACACCGACACUCCUCCUCCAUAUGACAAUCAUAGAAAUUAAAAUUAUUAUAACGCGCUCAAUAAGUUUUUGCUGUGCGCUUUUGUAACUGGAUUUAAGUUGUGGGAAUCCAGAUGUGUUAUGAAACCCGUCGUUCAAAAGACACUUGUUAGUUUUGCAUGAAGGUGCAUUAAGACAUAUCUUCAUAAGACAUGAUAUUCAGUGUAUAGUCUUUGCUUUAAGUUGUUAUAAAUGCUUUUAACCACUUACAAUGCAUGAGUGAUGCUUUAUAAAUGUGCUUAUGAGUAUGAGUGGUAGGUUUUUAUUAAGUAUGAUAGGCUGUGGGAAUUAUAGAGAUUGGAUAAGAUAAGAUACUCCUUUAAUAGUCCCAUGGGGGGGAAUUCCAAAAUUACAGCAGCAUAAAUACAAAAAGUGAAAUUAAAGGAUAACUUGGAGUUAAAAAAAAGAUAUGAACAUGAGUCUAAUUCAAGAUUAUCAUCAGUUUACAAUUAGUUUUACACGGUAUGAUCUUUCUCUUAACAAUGACAGCAAAUGCAAAGGAGACCAGUCGGACGAACACCCAGAGAAAAUUCAGCUGCGAAAUUUUUCAUAUAGUCUAUUCACAGAACCAGAACUUCUUCAUUUUUCAAACUAGUUUAAUACAAACUCGCAUUACUUUUACAGAUCGUGUAAAAAAUUGAGCAAGAAAUCUCCAAAAAUGGUUAUCUGCACCGGGUGAUUUUUAUAUGAUGGUUAAAAACUUCAAAAUGUGUACAGGGCUCAGCAUAAAUGACCUUUAGUUUCCUUUCAGACUAUACAACAAACUACUCCCUAAAUGUAGGCCUAUGAUUCCGACGAGAUUUUUUAAGUUGCAUCCAAAUAAGUUUUUUUUUUUUUUUU